Molecule: messenger RNA, 1617 nt
Organism: Oryctolagus cuniculus (rabbit)
Lineage: Eukaryota; Metazoa; Chordata; Mammalia; Lagomorpha; Leporidae
Source: RefSeq, a predicted model, not a curated record
ACACAGAGAGAAGGAGAGGCAGAGAAAGAGAGAGAGGUCUUCCAUCCACUGGAUCAUUCCCCAACUGUCCGCAACAGCCUGAGCUGGGCUAAUCCAAAGCCAGGAGCCAGGAGCUUUUUCUGGGUCUCUCACAAGGGUGCAGAGGCCCAAGGACUUGAACCACCUUCUACUGCUUUCCCAGGUCAUAGCAGAGAGCUGUAUGGGAACUGGAGCAGCCUGGACUCAAACUGGCACCCAUAUGGGAUGCCAACACUGCAGGCAGCAGUUUACCCGCUAUGCCACAAUGUUGGCAUCUACUUUUUUUCUUAUAACAAAAAGUCCAAAGGCUCUGAUUAUUAGAGAUUAGCUAACAUCGGAUUUAACCUUCUGUCAUUAACAACUACAGUAGUUUAUAAAACAGAGUAAGCAACACUUUGCAGGCACUGGGUAGCAACCAGUGCAAAACUAUGAUUUUGGUAGGGAAGGACAAGAUGCAGGCUACAUGUCCAUUUCAGAUGUGUGCCUCUGAGCUUUUCUAAGACAACAUCACAAUGCAACACAGCAAAAUUUGGAGAAUGGUGAGCUUUCUGGUCGGAGAAAACAGAUUAAAGUUGGAGAUUAUUAGGAAGUUGGCACUGGAAGGGCAAGUGCCAAAGAAUAGGAGGUCAAACAGAGGGAUCUCUGUCUGCAAAUAUCCUCCUCAAGUUCCUGGUUCACUAAGAAGUGAUGUCAGCUCAGGCAUGUGGAGGCCGACAGAGAUUUGUUCCCAGGACCAUAAGAGCUAAGGGAGACAUUCCAGCCAUCACAGAGGGUGAGGAAAUGUUCCAACCGUGUCUGAGAAAAUGGAGAGAUCUUAAUUUAGGUCAUAGAAGAUCACACUCUGGGAAGAAAUACUGUGCUGUAACACUAGAAGUAUUCCAUGAAUGGAGCUGGCAUCUGCACAGAAGUUAAGACACCACUGGGGAUGACCACAUGCAUAUCAGACUGCUUGGGAUGAGCCCCGGUGCUGAGCGGCGCCUGGUAAAGCUGGUGGUGAAUUUCCUCUUCUGCUUCCGCACGGACGAGGCCGAGCCCGUCGGAGCCCUGCUGCUGGAGCGCUGCGGGGUCGCCCAGGAGGAGGCGCGGGGCUCCUCCAUCGGCUUCCUGGAGGGCCCGGAGAGGAAGUACCUGUUGGGGGGCGGCAGCGAGGAGCAGUGACGGCAGUGGACGGAGGCGCUGCGCAGGGCCAGCUACGAGUUGAUGCGGAGGCGCCGCAUCUUCUACCGGAAUGAGAUCCAGAAGAUGAGGGGCAAGGACCCCCUGGAGCCGUUCGGGAUCUCCGCGGAGGCCCGCCUCCAGCUCAGCAGCGCGCCCGGCGACGGGUGGCCGGCGGGCACCGGGCCCGGGCUCGACUCGCGGGGCUGACCCCAGCCUGGCCGAGCCUGGGUGCGCGUGGGAGGGGUUCCUGGCGUACAGGCGUCAGGGCCUGAGGCAGGGGCUGCCCUCUGGGGGUUCCCGCCCUGGGAGGCCCCCACCCUGCGAGGCCCCCUCCCAGCGGCACCGGCCAUCCUGGACAGGCUGAAUGUAGGAGCGGAGCUAGACCAUGCUGUGAAUGGGCCGGGGCGAGCCCAGAUGCUCUGGUCCCAGGGUCCCCGUGCU